AUGUCUACAAACGUUCGAUCGGAGCGACUGGCGAAGUAUUUCGGAACCGUCGUCAAUGGAAAGCAAAAAGUCCAGCAUCUGAACGAUUUCAAGCGAUUUAUUGAAGCAAUCCUGGACCAGAUUGAUCCUAGUAUUGUUGUUCAGCGAACUAUCUCAAGCCAAAGCGCUCUAGAUGCCUUGCGAAAUGGAUUGAGGUUCAACCUCACCCCGGUCUUCAUCAACGGGUACACCGCAAAGUUGAUUCAAUACUUGAACCACCGUGAGGUCAAGCUCCUCUGUAAUGGCCAAUUUCUUGAGCAACUUCUUCUGAUCAUUUUGGAGCCUCGUACCCUCUGGGGCGCACUUUUGGAGGCGUUCCGUACUCGGAAACUGGAAGAUCAUGCGAUCCAGGCUCUAUGCUGGUUGAUGAUUGAGUUGCUUUCAGUGCCUCCCUCUUCUGGGGUGGAUAUUAGAGCUGAUGCUCAAGCUGUUUUGGAUGAUGGAUCGCUUUUCUCUUCACCUUCGGUUGACAUACGAAACUUCGGCCACAAGAUCAGAUAUUGCCUGGAGAUGAAAUCACCUGCAACCGCCCCCCAGAACUCCGAAAUCACUGCAGGUGGCCGGCAUGAUAAUGAUUUUGCCGAUUUCCGCUUAACGGCAAUCUUUCCUACCGCCGAUGAGAUGGGAUGUACGGAGAAACCGUUUUAUCGCCGUGCUGAAGACAUCGCGCAGUUGUCCAGUGGCCAGCGUAUUGCGGGCCACGUUGACAAUCAGUUUCGUCUUUUACGAGAGGAUAUGCUCUCGGAGCUUCGCGAUGACUUUCAAAUUGCAAAAGGCACGAAGAGGGGCCGACGGUCGGCUUUCCACCUAAAGGAUAUCUCUCUCGCUCACGUCCGCUGCACUUCUGGAACCUCAAACCAUCUCCGACCAUGUACCAUUGGUGUUACUGCCAAGUAUGGCCUUGAAAGACUCAAGAAUCUCUCAGCAGAUGCUCGCAAAGCUUUCUUGAAGAGCACGCCUCAGUUUGUCAAGCAUCGUGCCUUUGGUUGCUUGAUCAGAGGCACAGAAAUUGUCGCUUUUGCUACAAUCGAAAGAGACAUCGAUGAACUGGUCUCCAACCCCCCAGUUGUUAUGCUACGUAUCACAGGCGAAGAGGCGCUCAAAAAGUCUCUUCUUUAUUUAAAACUCUACCAUGACGUGGAGUUCUUGCUUGUUGACACAGCAAUGUUUGCCUACGAGCCAAUUUUGAAAUGUUUGCAGGAGAGAAUAGAGCUACCUCUCACAGAGGAGCUGUUCCUUUACGAAAGAGACCAACCUGUGAAGGAUUCAAGUCUAGCUCCUUGGAAUGUGGUCAACAAGUUGAAGGGAGAAUAUGGACAUAAUAUCCAGAGCACCCUUCAAACUUCAAUGCCAGUGACACUGGACGCUUCACAGCUGGAUUCUCUGUUGGCCGGAUUGACACAGAGAGUGAGUCUUAUUCAAGGACCGCCAGGUACUGGCAAGUCAUUCAUCGGUGCCCUUCUCGCAAAAGCCCUGCAUGAUAAUACUCAAGACAAAAUCCUGGUUAUGUGCUACACGAAUCAUGCCUUGGACCAGUUUCUGGAAGACCUGUUAGACAUUGGUAUUGAUCCCUCUGCCAUUGUAAGACUGGGGUCCAAGUCAACAACACGCACCGAGCCGCUUGGAUUGUUUAAGCAGCAUUCAUCCUACAGGAGGGACCCCACCACUUGGAACACCAUCCAUGCCCUUGAAGCGGAUGGAAAUGAGCAGAAAGACACCUUGAAUAGCUCUUUCCAAAAUUACAAGAACCUCGCAGCUAAUGCUGCAUCCAUCUUGGACUAUUUGGAGUUUGAAGAACCAGAGUACUUUGCAGCUCUGACCGUACCAGAGGACAAAAACGGCAUGACUAUGGUCACCAAGCGUGGAAAGACAAUCAAAAGAGACUACCUCUAUGAACGAUGGGUCAGAAAUGAAAGCCCAGGAGUGUGUUCUGAUCUUCUACCUGCUCAUUGUCGCGACAUCUGGGCGUUGGACCAGAAAAUACGGGAGGAGAAAGCGAUUUCUUGGAAGAGAGCUCUGAUCAGUGAACAGGCGGAGUCUUUGAGCAUCAACAUAACAUUGUUUGACAAAUGCCAAAGCCAAUUGAGCGCAACCCUAGGGGAGAAAAAUCGCGAAAUUUUAAAGUCAAAGCGAAUCAUCGGCUGCACCACUACAGCAGCAGCAAUGUAUUCUGAGAACAUUCGACAUGCUUCGCCUGGCAUCGUGCUUCUCGAAGAAGCGGGCGAGAUCCUUGAGUCCCAUGUGCUCACCGCAAUGACACCGGAUACCAAGCAUUUGAUCUUGAUAGGAGAUCAUCAGCAGCUACGACCAAAGAUCAAUAGCUACAGCUUGAGUACAGAGAAAGGGGAUGGCUAUGACCUGAACGUCUCCCUUUUCGAAAGACUCAUUCAUGCUGGGUAUCCACAUACGACACUGAUGAAGCAGCAUAGGAUGUGUCCCGAGAUCUCAAGUCUUGUACGCAAUCUCACCUACCCUGGGCUGGAAGACGACCGAAAGACUAAGAACCGCCCUCAACCACGAGGGCUGUGCGACAGAGUGAUAUUUUUCCAUCAUCAAAAUCCCGAAGAUAUUUUUGUGGAAGUAUCUGACCUACGUGAUGAGAACUCGAAGGGAAGUAAGAGGAAUGCGUUUGAGGCAGAGAUUGUUCUCAAGAUUGUGAAGUAUCUCGGACAGCAGGGGUAUGGAACAGACAAACUGGUCGUGUUGACUCCGUAUUUGGGCCAGCUGAGUCUACUAAGGCAGACUCUAAGCAAACAGAACGAUCCAGUUCUAAACGACCUCGACUCUUACGACCUUGUCAAAGCAGGGCUCCUAUCGCAGGCUGGUGCUUCUCACUCUAAGCGUCCCAUCAAGCUAUCUACAGUUGACAAUUUCCAAGGAGAAGAGAGUGAAAUUGUUAUAGCUUCACUCACUCGCAGCAACAAAACUGGAGACAUAGGGUUCAUGGCAGCCCCCGAGCGCCUCAACGUCCUUCUUUCCCGGGCCCGAAAUGUCCUCAUUCUGGUGGGAAACUCGGAAACAUUUGUCUCUAGUCGAAAAGGCCAAAGGCACUGGAAGCCAUUCAUUGACCAACUGAAGUCAGAGGGGCAUCUAUACGAUGGACUGCCCGUUCAAUGCGAGCAACAUCCCCAGACAAAUGCCAUCCUCCGAACAGUGGAGGACUUCAAUAGAGAAUGCCCGGAUGGGGGAUGCUCUGCACCCUGCGGCGUGAAACUGAGUUGCGGAGUACACGAGUGCCCUUCAAAAUGCCACCAGAUUGCGGACCAUUCAAAAAUGAAGUGCACAAAGAUCGUGGAAUGGAAGUGUCCCCGAGGUCAUUGUCUAUCUCUGUCAUGUUCCCAGACUAAGCGUUCGUGUCGUUUCUGCAUUUUAGAAGACCAGGUCAAAGAGCGCAAGCGCAAACGUGAUCUCGAGUUGGAGACUGAACGGCAAAGAAAGCAGAAUGAGUACGCACGGCAGCUUGCAGAGGCUCAGGAGGAGGCUGCGCACCUCAAGCGUGAGAGACGUGAUAAAUUCGAUGAUGCGGAACGUGCAAGGGUUCUUGAACAAUACCGUCAGGAAAUUGAAGAUUUGAAGAAUCCUCCUCGACCGGCAGCUCCUCGACGGAGGUUGAGCUCUGGGACAAUUGCGAGCACACCCUCAACCACCACAAAAGCAAGCACGGAUUCGAGCGGUACAAUCACUCAAAGUCCUAGUGUUGAGUCGACAAGCCGACAGGUAAUGCCGGCGCAGAAGAUAUCGGCCGCCAAAAGAGACUGGGAGUAUCAAAAGCAGUUCUUCAACGCCCAAAGCCAGGAAAUUGACAAGUUAAUCGACAUGAUCGGACUUACAUCAGUGAAAACAAAAUUUUUGUCUACCAAAGCGAAAGUCGAUGUCGCCAUCAGACAAAACAUCGAUUUGAGCCGCGAUCGAUUCGGAUCUGUAUUGCUUGGGAAUCCUGGUACCGGAAAGACAACCGUUGCCCGUCUCUAUGCAAAGUUCCUAUCGUCCAUGGGGAUAAUUCCCGGCGACAAAUUCAUCGAGACAACGGGGUCCAGGCUCGCGAAUGAUGGUAUUUCCGGAUGUCAAAAAAUAAUUGAAACCUUGCUGAAAGAUGGCGGCGGUGCUAUAUUUAUCGAUGAAGCGUAUCAACUCGUCGGCAGCAGUUUAGGCGGUACCCAGGUUCUGGAUUUCCUCUUGGCUGAGGUUGAAAAGCUCACUGGAAAAGUGGUCUUCAUUCUUGCAGGAUAUCAACGACCGAUGGAGAACUUCUUCGCGCACAAUCAAGGACUUCCGAGUCGUUUCCCUCAUGAGCUUAAGUUUGAAGAUUUUGAUGACACUGAGCUGAUGCAGAUUUUGGUGGGGUGCAUCGAAAAGACAUACAGAAAGCAAAUGAAAGUCGAGGAUAACCUCGGAGGACUUUACUGUCGCAUUGUAGCUCGUCGAAUUGGGAGAGAGCGUGGUCGUGAGGGCUUUGCUAAUGCAAGAGCUGUUGAGAAUGCCAUGUCCAAGAUCUCUGAGCGUCAAGCUGCACGGCUCAGCCUGGAAAGACGACAGGGUGGCAGCAAUGUUAAUGAUUUCUUUCUGAGCAAGGAAGACAUGAUCGGGCCAGAUCCAUCACAGGCUUUGAAAACAUCCAAUGCGUGGCAAAAGCUGCAGACCAUGAUUGGUUUGGACUCUGUGAAGAAGACCGUGGAGGCCAUUUUAGACACCAUGCGAUACAACUACCACCGUGAGCUAGAUGAGAAGCCCCUGGUUGAGUACAGUCUCAACAAAGUUUUCUUGGGAAAUCCCGGAACGGGGAAAACAUCAAUCGCAAAGAUCUACGGUCAGAUACUUGUGGAUAUCGGGUUCUUGUCUAAUGGCGAAGUGGUGGUAAAGAACCCGUCAGACUUUGUAGGCAGCGUGAUUGGAGAGUCCGAAAAGAAUACCAAGGGGAUACUCGCAUCUACUUUGGGAAAGGUUCUAGUCAUCGACGAGGCCUACGGAUUGUUCGCUGGAGGCACCUCGGAUGGAGCAGGUCCCAGGAGUGACCAAUACAGAACUGCCGUGAUAGACACCAUUGUGGCAGAAGUACAAAGCACACCUGGUGACGAUAGGUGUGUCUUGCUUCUGGGUUACAAGGACCUUAUGGAAGAGAUGUUUCAGAAAGUCAACCCUGGCCUCAGCCGGCGCUUCCCAAUUGACCAGGCAUUUGUCUUCGAAGACUUCACUUCGAGUGAACUGGAUGCGAUUCUGAAUCUGAAGCUCAAAGAGCAAGGAUUCGGCAUAACUGAUCGUGGCCGCUGCGUGGUAUUGGAGAUGCUCGAGCGUUCUCGGAAUCGACCACAUUUUGGCAAUGCAGGCGAGAUUGAUAACCUCCUCAACACCGCCAAGAUGCGGUAUCAAAAGCGCUUGUCUUCCAUCAAGCGCCCUGGCUCUGUUCCAGAUUCUAUUCUUGAUGCUCCUGACUUCGAUGAAGACUUUGAUCGCGCAGAUAAAAAUGAGAGUGUUGCGAAGAUGUUUGAAGGCGUCAUAGGAUGUGAAGAUAUCGUUGCCAAACUGGAAGGCUAUCGGAAAUUGGUUCAGAGCCUCAGACGACUGGACUUGGAUCCUCGCACACAAUUGCCAUUUAACUUUGUUUUCCGCGGUCCUCCAGGCACUGGAAAGACAAGCACGGCCAGAAAGAUGGGUCAGGUCUACUACGACAUGGGCUUGCUAGCUUCGAGUGAAGUAGUGGAAACCUCAGCAACGGACCUAGUGGGUCAAUACAUCGGCCAGACAGGCCCGAAAACCCAACAAGUCUUAGAACGUUGCCUUGGAAAGGUAUUGUUCAUUGACGAAGCCUAUCGGCUCGCCGAGGGACAUUUCGCCAAAGAGGCCAUGGACGAGAUCGUGGAUGGCAUUACCAAACCCAGGUUUGCCCAAAAGCUGAUCAUCAUUCUAGCCGGUUAUGAUGCGGACAUCAACCGUCUCAUGUCAGUAAAUUCGGGGCUCACUAGUCGUUUCCCAGAGUCUCUUCAAUUCGACCCACUGUCCUCGGCAGAUUGUGUUAAGUUAAUGUGCGAGCUCUUGUUGAAAGAAAAACGAGAUCUCUUGAGCAAAUCACAAGCUCAAUUCGACUUGGUCUGCUUGGAGAGUCCAGACUUUGAGUUUAUGAAGGGGAUGUCGGAGCGCCUUGAUAGACUUUCAGAAACUUCUGGUUGGGCAAACGCACGAGACGUUGGAACGCUCACGAAGACAAUUUUUGGCAAAACGCUUCAGUCAUCCAGUGGAAAGAGGCUGACGCUGAGCAAAGAUUCGGUGCUUGAAGCCCUCGACUCAAUGCUCAAUGAGCGAUCCAGCCGGGAAGUCUACUCGCAAAACCCCGCCUCAACUACAAUCAAACCAAGAGAGCGAACAGACAUGGCGAUCCGUACUCAACCUUUGAGCAAACCUGUUACCAAACUGGACAAUCAAGGCUCAGUCAGCGAGAACGUGGUCUCUAGCAAGGAGACAGCCACGACGGAGCCCGAACCAGCCAAUUCCACUUCCACCACGGAACGAGAUGCCGGCGUCACAGACGAAGUGUGGUAUCAACUAGAAAAGGACAAAGCUCUGGCAGAAGCCAAAGAGAAAGAGUAUCUGCGCUUGAAAGAGGAAGAGGAAGAACAGAAGAAGGAGAUAUUGAAAUUGAAAGCAGAGGAGGAAAAGGCAGCACGGGAGCUCGAAGAGGCAAAAAAGAAAGCAGAUGAAGAUGCCAAAAGACGACACGAACAAGCCCGACUGCAGCAUGAAUUGGAGCGCAGGAGACAGGAAGCAAUUUUCGAAACACUCCGCAAACAACAAAAAGCUUUAGCUGAAGCACGUCGUAAGGAACAGGCUAAUCAGACCAAGCUGCGGAGCAUGGGACUCUGUGUUGCUGGUUUUCAAUGGAUUAAACAAAGCGGUGGAUAUCGAUGUGCCGGAGGUUUCCAUUGGGUGUCGGAUGCUGAACUCGGAAAUUCCUGA
Molecule: messenger RNA, 6987 nt
Organism: Penicillium robsamsonii
Lineage: Eukaryota; Fungi; Ascomycota; Eurotiomycetes; Eurotiales; Aspergillaceae
Exons: 6
Coding region: 1-6987 (2328 amino acids)
Molecular function (GO): helicase activity; ATP hydrolysis activity; ATP binding
Source: RefSeq, a predicted model, not a curated record